Messenger RNA from Cyprinus carpio (common carp), 2199 nucleotides. Its product is annotated as E3 ubiquitin-protein ligase TRIM21-like. NCBI's taxonomy places the organism in Eukaryota, Metazoa, Chordata, Actinopteri, Cypriniformes, Cyprinidae. The record is from RefSeq and is a predicted model, not a curated record. Gene Ontology annotation, molecular function: zinc ion binding; protein binding.
GUUUUGUGGUCUUUUGUAACAGCCAUUUUUUGUAUUAUUUUCAUUCGUUUUCAUUUAAACGGACAGGACUUCUCAAUGUUGUAGCCUACGUUAUAUUCCAUGUGCAGGUGUUUCCGUUUCAUGAAAUACAGUGUGAGGCUAAUAAUAGUCAAUGAAAGUUGGUUUUGGAAAUCUCUAUAGACAGCUUUGGUGAAAUCAUGGAUCUCUAAUCCGAAGCUGGCACAGCAAAUGCACAUCCUUGUUGAGUUGCGAGAAACAGGCCUAAUGUCGACAGGGUUGAGUUAGCAAAAAUCCAUUAAACAUAUGAAACAUAUCAGGUCUAAAACAUUAGGCAGAUUGUGGCUACCAGAGUACCUGCCCUUCCCCUUUUCUUCCCCGCCCCGUCGUUACUGCACAGGCACAGGGCAAAAAACAGAACUGAUUCAAUCACUUGAGAGCACCUGAGAGACAGCUGUAAAGUCAUGGCUUCCUCCAGCAGUGUGUCUAAAAAAAGCCUCACAUGUUCCAUAUGUCUGGACGUGUUCACUGACCCUGUAACCACUUCCUGUGGCCACAACUUCUGCAUGGUCUGCAUCAAAAGCCACAGAGACCACAGUCCAUGCCCAAGGUGCCCACUGUGUGGAAGGCAAUUUGACUCAAAACAAGAUUUUAACAUAAACCGAACCAUUAAAGAAAUUUCAGAGGACAUCAAGAGGAAACGGGUCAAGGAGAAGCCUGAAGUGUCCUGUGACAGUUGCCCAGAGAAAAAAAUGCGGGCUGCUAUUAAGUCAUGCUUGCACUGUGGAACCUCUUUCUGCGAGUCUCACCUGGAGCCCCAUAAAACUGCAGAAAAACUCAGGAAACACAAACUAAUUAACCCUGUGACGAAUCUUGAGGAACACAUCUGCAAGAAUCACGAAAGACCUCUGGAUCUUUACUGUAGAGAUGAUCAGACAGCCAUCUGUCAGUUCUGCACCGAGAGUGACCACAGGACUCAUAAUACUGUUCCUCUGGAGAAGGAGAGUUUGAAAUUGCUGACGAAUAAAAAGAUUGCGGUGCAGCAGAAAACUCAGGACAAUUUGCGGAAGAUUAAAGAAAUUAAACAUUCUUUGAGGUUUAACAAACAAGCCAAAGAGAAGGAGACUGAAGAGAACAUCAAGUUUUUUAAGGAUGCCUUUGACAGAAGCAAUGCGGAGCUACUUGAGCUCACAGAGAAAAGCCAUAAAGAAACAGAAAGACGAGGAGAAAAGCUCAUCAGAGAGCUAGAUGAAGAGAUCAAGGAUCUAAAGAGAAGACAAACUGAGCUUGAGAAGCUCUCGUGUCCUAUGGAUUUUACACAAAUUAUUAGCCUCCUGUGCAUCCCCAAAUAUACCAACUGCUCAAAAACCAUCAGCAUUAGCACUCUUGAAUAUGAUGGUAUUCUGAGGAAGACCAUAUCACAUCUUCAGAGCACCCUGGAUGAGAAAAUGAGAGAAACUGUUGGCAGAGAGCUGCGGAGUGUAAAACAUUAUGCAGUGGAUGUGACCCUUGACCCUGACACAGCUCAUCCUGAGCUCAUGCUGUCUGAAGAUGGGAAAAAGGUCUGGAAUACAGGCAAGUCACAGAAGAUUCCCGACACCCCAAAAAGGUUUAGUUAUUGCUCAUGUGUCGUAGGAAAGGAGGGGUUCUCCUCACAGAAAUUUUACUAUGAGGUUCAAGUCAGUGGGAUGGAUUGGGAUUUAGGUGUGGCAAUAGAAUCCAUAAACAGAAAAGAGGAAAUUGUGCUCAACCCAGAUAAUGGAUAUUGGACUAUAUGGCUGAGGAACAGGACUGAGUAUGCAGCGAAUGAUUGCAGCCCUGUCCCUCUCACCUUGAAAGAGAAGCCAGUGAAAGUGGGAGUGUUUGUGGAUUUUGAGGAGGGUUUGGUCUCUUUUUAUGAUGUUGAAGCCAGGUAUCAUAUCUAUUCUUUCACUGGGCAGUCUUUUCCUGGAAAGCUCUAUCCAUAUUUCAGUCCCGGAGAAUGUGAGAAAGGGCAGGACUCACAUCCUCUGAUCAUUACACCUGUUGACUCAGUCGAAUAAAUCAACUUUUGAACUAGGAACUAUUAAAAUUAUGAGUCUUUGAACUCUUAACCCUCUCAGACCUGAAUGAUGUUAAAUGCAAAUAGGACCAUACUUUAUUUCUUCUUUAAAUUCAACAAUGAAUGAUAAUUAUUCAAAAGACUCAAUUCAUUCUUUUUUU